CAGCAAAUGGUUUCUUCCCCCGAGGAAAGGCGCUAGAUUUUCCCCACUCUGCUUUCCCGGUAGGGUGGUUUCUCUCUCCUCCCCUCCACGGGUGCUGGAUGGUCUCGCCUCCCCCCACGCCCCGUGCCGCCGCCGCUGCCGGAGAGUGAGCGGCCCGGGCAGGAAGCGCCGGACGAGCCCACUGCGCGGCCGCCGUGGGGGAAGCAAUUCCUCUAAGUGAAGGUUUCCGCCCCGGAGAGGAGGUUGCGCCCGGGAUCGGCCGCGCCCUCCGCUGGAGUGCGGGCUUCGGGACAGUCCAUUGUUGCCUGAGGGGUAGGGGUGGGCGUGGCGGCGCCGCCUCCUCCGGGAACACUCCCCGGCUGACCGCGCUCGCUCAUCCUGCUGGAGACGCGGCGCCAAGAUGAGUGGAGAAGAGAACCCAGCCAGCAAGCCCACGCCGGUGCAGGACGUGCAGGGCGACGGGCGCUGGAUGUCCCUGCACCAUCGGUUCGUAGCCGACAGCAAAGAUAAAGAACCCGAAGUCGUCUUCAUCGGGGACUCCUUAGUCCAGCUAAUGCACCAGUGCGAGAUCUGGCGGGAGCUCUUUUCCCCUCUUCAUGCACUUAACUUUGGCAUUGGCGGUGACAACACGCAGCACGUGCUGUGGCGUCUGGAGAACGGGGAGCUGGAACACAUCCGGCCCAAGAUUGUGGUGGUCUGGGUGGGUACCAAUAACCACGGGCACACCGCAGAGCAGGUGGCUGGAGGCAUCAAGGCCAUCGUGCAACUGGUGAACCAGCGGCAGCCCCAGGCCCGGGUCGUGGUGCUGGGCCUGCUUCCUCGGGGCCAGCACCCCAACCCACUUCGCGAGAAAAACCGACAGGUGAAUGAGCUGGUACGGGCAGCACUGGCUGGCCACCCACGGGCGCACUUCCUGGAUGCAGACCCUGGCUUUGUGCACUCAGAUGGUACCAUAAGCCACCAUGACAUGUAUGAUUACCUGCAUCUCAGCCGGCUGGGGUACACACCUGUUUGCCGGACCCUGCACUCCCUGCUUCUGCGUCUGCUGGCCCAAGACCAGGGACAGGGUGGUGCUCCCCCGCCAGAACCCACACCCUAAGCAUCUGCCUUCCUGCAACAUUAAAUUUUCAUUCUUCAGUCU
Messenger RNA from Eubalaena glacialis (North Atlantic right whale), 1141 nucleotides. RefSeq names its product platelet activating factor acetylhydrolase 1b catalytic subunit 3 (gene PAFAH1B3). NCBI's taxonomy places the organism in Eukaryota, Metazoa, Chordata, Mammalia, Artiodactyla, Balaenidae. The coding region runs from base 401 to 1099 and encodes 232 amino acids. The record is from RefSeq and is a predicted model, not a curated record. The transcript has 5 exons.